This is a messenger RNA of Geodia barretti, 2024 nucleotides long. Lineage: Eukaryota; Metazoa; Porifera; Demospongiae; Tetractinellida; Geodiidae. The record is from the annotation of a GenBank genome assembly.
CCUGAUGGCGUGGUCUCCUUGCCAUGGAGCCUCUAUGAUAACCACCUUGUAUUGCUUCUCUAGGGCUCUCUCCAACUGACAUUUUGCCGCCUCUCUUCCCCCCGACUCCUCUCUUACAACACAGAACUCCGACUUGCUAUAGUACUGACUGCUUCAACACAACAGAGAAGAUUGAUAAAGACCGUUAAGUGCCCUGCAGGAUGAUUAUGACGUCACGUCAUGUGAUUGGUGUAUUGUAAACGACGUCCGCCCCAGCUAGUUUGGGUGGUGAAGAGCAGAACUGAAGAGAGAAAGAGAGCAGGAAUGGCUGGUUUCUUUGGGUUUGGAGCGUUUUCAACGCCAGUAGGUCAGCUAAUUGAACGAGCAACUGACAACGCAGCGAGCGCUGGCAACCUCCCUCUUCACCUUGAGGUGUGUGAUCUGAUAAAUGAGACUGACUCUGGGCCCAAGGACGCAGUGGCAGCCAUUAGGAAGAGGCUUACAGGGAGCUACAAGAAUUUCCACAUCAUCAACCUUACCUUGACUGUUCUUGAGACCUGUGUGAAGAACUGUGGUCUGAGGUUCCACGUCAAGAUAGCUCAGAAAGAGUUCCUGAACGACUUGUUGAGAGUCAUUCAGCCCAAGAACAACCCUCCCACCAUCGUGAAGGAGAGGGUCCUAGGCCUCAUCCAGUACUGGGCAGAUGCCUUCAGAGGCAGACCUCAGCUGGGGACGGUGGAAGAGGUGUACGAGGACCUGAAGGCACAGGGGGUGGAGUUCCCCCCGGUUGACCUAGACCAGCUGGCUCCAGUCCAGACCCCAUCCAGACAAUCCCAGGCUCCAUCGGCCCCAGACGAGCUCUCCCUCACAGCUCAGCCGCAGUCCUCAUCAGGUCAGAGAAGAAGCCAUCGCUCACCCAGAGGGCCAAUUGGACCCCUCAAACCAGAGCAGGUGGCCAAACUGCUCUCUGAGCUGGACAUUGUUAGGAGGAACAUUGACGUCAUGAGUGAGAUAAUGACAGAGAACCAGCCUGGACAGGAGAGCCAAGAUGACUACCAGUUACUGGAGGAACUCAACAGAUCCGUUCACAGUAUGCAGAGUCGAGUGGCAGACCUGAUAGAGAGAUGUCAGGAUGAAAUCAUUCUUGAGAGUACACUGCAGAUCAAUGAUGAACUGAACAGCGUGUUUGUGAGAUAUGAGAGGUAUCUUCGGAACAGAGAAGCUCUCCAGCAGCCAGGACAGGAAGGCAGAGAGAAGGUGCCAGAGAGUGUUCAAGAAGGCAGCGUGGCCACUACCAGUCUGAAUGAGCCUGCAGCCACCAUCUGCUACCCCGCUCUAGAUGACCAGCAGCCUCCGCCUUAUGAAGGAGAAGCUUCUGUAGGGACCCUCAUUGAUCUUGGCAGCGACAUCACUGCCCCCCUGCCCCCCCAGUCGACCCCCGAGGGGCAGGAUAUUGUGUCUCAGUUAAAAGACCUUGGAAUCACGGGGGGCCAGAGUGGACCCCAGCAAUCUGCAGCCCCAGCAGCUGUUGAACAAAGUCAUGAUGAGUUUGAUAUGUUUGCCAAAAGCAGAACAGCCUAUGCUGGCCCAACUGGGGGCUCUACGUACGAAGAUUUGAGAGUGGACCAAAACCAGUCACUGACACAGGCUCUGCAUGGUCGCAGCACUGAACCCAAUGUGUAUGCCGACCUUCAAGAGUGGCUGGCCCCGCCCACUACCACACCCACUUCACAGCCCAGUGCUGAGUCUGCAACCAGUGCAGGUAUAUAAAACAUGAUGUCAGGAUGAUGCAAUACAAUACAAUUCUCUGUGUUUAGAAUUUGACCAGUUUUUGCAGCAGAGGAGUCAGCAGGCAGAGAGUCUGCCUCCUGCCAGACACCGAGCACAGAUGCAGAGAAAGGAGGACCAGACAUCUGAUGAACUGUUUGCUCUCUGAAGCUAUCCUCGUAUACUGUAUUAUAGAUGUACUGCCAGCAGUAGAAAAUCACUGUGUGUUUAUUGUUCUUCCAUAAUGUUGUUGGGUCAUUUGUCUGCACAAUGAUCUA